AGUGCCCCUUAAAAAUCACGUGACACCCACGAAAAAAUCGCCAUUUUUGUUGUGGUUCACCAGAAAACAAUAACUUGUGCAUGAUUUGCUGGGACAUGAUGGAUUGAUCAUGAAGUCUCAUGACCAUUGGUGAUUAAACCAUGUAAGGAACUGCCUGUGUAUGUGUGCUGUGGGUGAACUUUUAGUCAAGCAGGAUUACAAGAAUGUAGCCAGCAUUAAUAAACAAUAAAAGCAUUAACCAAAUAUGGCAUCAGGUUCUGAAGACAUUGCAGCUGCCUCUGCCUCACAGCCAGAGGAUGAGCAUAAAGAAAAGAAGAAAAAGUCUGGUCGUCUGGGAAGAAUGUGGAAAUUGAUCACUGGCUCAAGAAAGUCAACAAAGUCUAAAGAAUCGGUGAAGGCCAAAUCUACAGGAGCUCUGCAUCAGAACCCAGGGCUGACAGAGGAUGACGAUGAAGGCGGAUUUGUUCCGAGUAAAUUACAGGGAAGCCGUAGUAUAUCGGAGGAUAGUGUAUUUAAACCUGAACAGAAAGAAGGGGGGUUGGAGGCAUUCCGUCAGACAACCGUCUCCAUGGAACAGGUCAACAAAUCAGAUUUCAGGAGCGAGUUAUUCCGUAAGCUUAAGCGGAGAACAAUGAGUCAGUCUGAUGAAGAUGAUGGUCUUCCACAGAGUCCAGCACCACACGUCACCACAGCUGACCUCAUUCUGGGUGGUGGUCUCCAGUCGUCCUCUACGGGGAAAUCUACGAGUCGUGAAAGUGACAAGAGCCUCCUCAGCGUGGACGGAUCGGAAAAUGAAGAAGAGGAUUUGUUUGAUUCAAACUGGAAAUCUUCUAUAGCAUCAGUGAAGAAGCCACAGGACAACAGUACAGCAGAAGUGGCCAAAAUGGAUUUAGAUUUUACAGUUGUAAAAAGAGAUACGCAAACUUUGACCAGUGAUGCAGCAAAACACAGGAUCUCUAUUAAACCUAAGUCUAGAAAGAGUUCCUUGCAAUCUAGGAGAGCAACUGAUAGAACUACAGCAUCACCUUUACCCAGAGUAACAGAGGAAACAACUAAACAAGCUGAACUGAUCACUGUACAGGACAACAAAACCAGUAUUCAAGUCAUAAAGCCUCAAAAGGUGGAGGAAUCAGUGCCCAAAGAAAUCAAAAGUGAAAUGAGUAACAUAGUCAAAAAUAGGAAGUCUUCAGAGGGACCAAGUGAGCCACAGAAAACACAGCCAGAAAAGGAUAUUUUAGUCAGCAACGAAGAAAAAUCUCGUUUGUCAGACACCCCUAUAUUAAGAAGAGACUCUGAAAAAAUAAUAGAGAAAAAGGAUGAACCAGUGAAAGUAGAAAGUUUGAAGAGUGUAAAACCCAGACCUAAGAGUCUUGUGGAUGUAGAACCUAUCAGAGACACAAAGGAUGAGUCUAAUGAGUUGUCAAAGGCAUUCAAGAGGAUGUCACUGAGGAAAGAGAUUGUCUCCCCUGAAAUGCCAGCCAAGGCCAGUAAUAUUGAACCCCUCAAAGAGGUGAUUAGUGUCACUAGUGUUACAGAGUCUAAAGCACACAGAUCAUCUGUUAAAACAGAUGAAACAAAGGAAGUGGAGAGCAAACCCACUAAAUCACCAAUCACAAAAGACGCACCAGGGAAAACAACUUAUGUUCUGAAGAAAGAGCCACUUAGACCUGUGACAUCCCCAAAAUCACCAGACUAUGAGAACUUACAGGACUUAAAUCUUAGUAAAAGUAUAACCUCCCCAUCUUCUGAUUAUGAAAAUGUGCCUGUGGGGGGUUUUAAAUCUGAGAAAUCUGAGUUAUCUUCUCCUGAACCAGAUUAUGAUAAUUUAUCUCCCAUAUCUUACCCACUCUCACCAACAGCAAACAAAUUCUUGCCAAGGGAUAUAGACAAUGCUUCCAAGUCUAAAACUUCUACAAUGCCUCAAAAAUUGUCUUCUCCAAAGGAGGAAUACAGAUUAAAGAGACAACCAAGGAGUAGGACCUUACCAGAACAGCCUGUUUCAAGAGAAAUUUUAGACUCCAAAUCCCAAACUGUACCUCGUGAAAUUAUGGAUUCACAGUCUCUUGAUGUCGGUGAAAAAUCAGUUAAAAAAUUAGCAAGUAAAACAGAUUCUUUCAAAGAGAACAACGGAAGUUCACUUAAUAGGUUUUCAAAAGGUGUUACCUCUGGACUCUCUGUAAAAACUGCUGAAAAUAAAAUUGAUAUUGAAUCCACUGCCCCAAAAGAUGAACCUAAACGACCUGUAUCUUUGAAAUCUGAUUAUAAUGUCUCAACCACUCCCAGCUGGGUCAAACCUAAACCAGAAGAACGAACUCCUAAUGUAGUCAAGUCAGAUUCUCAAGAUAAAGCAAAGUUUGAACAGUUAAAACCUGUGAGUGUAAAUUCAGCAAAGGAAAAGGAAACAAAGCAGUUGGAGCCAAGCAACACAAAACCACAAGACUUAAAGAAAGAAGAUCUCCCCCAGAAACCUCCCCUUAAAACGAAGCCUAAAGAAGUGGGAUCCUCCACACUAGAAAGGAAAUCUUUGUUUGAGAACACUUCUAGCUCAUCACCUGCCUCGGUUCCAGCAUGGAAAGCAAAUUUAUCACAAAAGAAAGGUUCUCUAAAGGAGAAAGAUAUCAAGAUAGAAAUUAUUGAAAAAAAGACCCCUGUACCAGAAAAGGUGGAGGAACCGAAGAAACAGACCCCUGUUCAGCUGAGAGGAAAACCAGCAUGUGCAGAGGAAUCUAAGGCUGCUCGUAAGAGUUCCAAUGUUCUGGAUAUGGUGAAGAACUUUCAGAGUAUGCAGGCUACAUAGAGUCAUUACAACAGGUGAUUCUGUGUUUAGUCCACUGUGCCAACACUUCAACGGGUGGCCAAGCAUGGUGAAAACAUGUGCCUUCUGUAUUCAAAUAAAACGACAUGGUAUAUUGAUUAAUGUCAGGCUUAGAAUGCUUGCAAAAUGUUUUCAUUUCUGGUUUGCACAAUGUUGAAAUUCUACCUGGCAACAGAAACAAAAAUUAUUUUUAUAAUUUUUUGAGAGAAAAAUUUUCACAGGGAUGAAAGUAAAUUAUUUCAUGUUGAAUGACGUAUGCUGUAAAGGUCUUCAUUUCUGAACAACUGUGUUUUUUUUAAUUUUUACACAUAAUGAAAUACAUUGCAAUUUGUGGAACAACAUUUAGUGCUAAAUGCUUCAUAAUGUUUCUUUUUUAACAUUUUGGAGUAAAUUUUUCAAGCAGGUGUUUGUAUUAGUUUCAGGUGAAGAGGAAAACUUUAAAUAUACAGAAUUCUUAGUUUUAAUUUAAAUUUAAUAUUAUGCUCAGAACUUUAACUCAAUUUUAUUUUGUUGUUAAGCUCAAACUAUUGCAUUCCUCUGGUGUAAAUAAACUUAGAUGUUUACCUGUAAUUACUGUGAUAUAUUUUUUCUCCUUCUCUAAUUAAAAAGUAAAAGGCAAGGAAUUGUAACAGAUAUUUGUGUCUGUUAAAAGCUGUCAUUGUGUGCUUUCAGUGUCACAAUGAAAAAUAAUUCAUGAAAAAAAAUGAAUGAUUCUCAUUUAACAUAGAUGUAGUUAAAAGAUUUUUUAAAAUAUUAAUAUUUAUGGCAUUUGAGAUGACUACUAUUAUCUUCAUUUAUUUACUUCAUAUGUUAGUGAAUAAUAAACAUUUUUAUUCACAUGGUUGAACAAUGUCUUUAAAAAUGUCUUUAAAAAAUUGUGAUGAUUUGGUUGUGAAGAAACGUCUAUUUUAUGAGUCCUGCUUUUUUGUGUGUUAUUGCAUGUUUAGUAUAUGAAGUGCAAUGUCGUGUUGUGAAUAUUUUGUGAUAAGUUGUCAUCUACAACAUUCAUUGUUUUGAAUGUCUUUGUUUCAGUUUAAUGUUACAGAUUUUAAUCAAGUCAUAAUGUAUUUCAAUGCUUGAAAUAUCAUUUAUUAGAUAAAACAUUUUGUGCAAUAAUCGUGACCAAGCAUAUCUUGUAGUAGGUGUAACUGUAUCAAUUGGUGUGAUUUUAUGUCAAAUAUUCUUCAUAUACACUCUUUCAAGACACUCAAAAUGCAUUUUUUAUGUGUAAAAAUAAUAACCUGGUGCUUAACUGUAAAUCAAAUGCUGUAUAAUUGUAAAAAGUAUUACAUCAUUACUGUAAGAAAAAAAAGUGUACUCAAGAUAUUUUGCAAAAUUUCAUUUUUUGCCAAAAUUAAAUAUAGUGGUUAUUCAUGAUGUAGAACUUUCUUGUCUUGCAUGCUUUAAUUAUUCUUUCUUCUUAGUUAUCUCCCUUCGAGAUUGUUUUAUGAUCCUCUAUUUUUAAAUAUUUAAGGGUCACUUAUAUUAGUUCAGAAGCAUGGAAUGUUGUUUUUCAUAUUUAUUGGUAUACUUAAGUGUCCAACUCUUGUGAAAACUACCUUUCCAAAUUAUAACCCUGCAUUUAUUGUUAAAAGAAUUUUAAGUUUUUCAACCACAGUAAAAAGUUACUUGUCCAGAGUAUAUGGGUGGAUUUGUAUUUCACACACUGGUAUACUACAGAUAUGAAAUUGUUUUAAUCAGAGAGCAUAUUUUAGGGAGAUUAUGGCUGAUGAAUCAAGAUUCUAAUGCUCUAUCAUUGCCUAGAUGGACAAAUAGUGAAGUAAUUUUGAUCUCAUUUUGAAAGCUUUAGGGUCCAAUUGGCUUUUUAUUAGUUUACUCGUAAGAUAAAUGAACAAGCCAUUUUUGACUGCCUUUUUUUUAUCACUUCCCUAAUAGGUUCCUUGUACCAGGUUACAUGUAUCUUUCUUAUAUUACCGGUCAACAUAUCCUUCAUUGUACAAACUAAACAACUCACAGCUGAUAUAGUCAUGAUAACCUACACAAGAUGUGUAAGCUGUCAUUAUCAAGUUAUGUAUGUUUAUAUGUACAUGUAUAUACAAAUGUUUAAAUAAGUAAAGAGCUAUAAUGCA
This is a messenger RNA of Saccostrea echinata, 4905 nucleotides long. RefSeq names its product nucleolar and coiled-body phosphoprotein 1-like. NCBI's taxonomy places the organism in Eukaryota, Metazoa, Mollusca, Bivalvia, Ostreida, Ostreidae. The record is from RefSeq and is a predicted model, not a curated record. The transcript is spliced from 11 exons. The coding region runs from base 245 to 2797 and encodes 850 amino acids.